UGUUAGUAUAAUACCCUUAUGAGUCCCAUCUUUCUCUCUAUAUAUAUGCACGCUUAUGAUAAAACCUUCAUCAUACAAACAAGAACAAAAUACUCAAUCCUCAAAAUCAUGACAACAUUUGAAACUUCACCACUUCUUCCCAAAUAUUUACGAGAGGAUGGUAUAAGUGAAGAGUGUAAAAACUUGAUAUCCAUCCUACCCAAAGAAAAAGGAUGGAUUGGAUCAUAUAUCUACAAUUACCAAGGUGUUUGGAUGAUACCAAUAGUAAUCCAAGAAGUUAAAACGCAACCCAAACUUCAUCUUAAACGCUUGGCUGAAUUCUUGGAAUGUCCAUUUUCUAUAGAGGAAGAAAAUCAUGGAGUGGUGGAUCAAAUAGUAAGAAUGUGCAGCUUUGAGAAUUUGAGUAAUUUGGAGGUGAAUAAAAAUGGGAAAUCGUCAGCCAGUGAAAUGGAAUAUAAAGUGUUCUUUCGUAAAGGGGAAGUUGGAGACUGGACGAAUUAUUUUACUACAGAGAUGACUGAGAAACUCAACCAUAUUAUUGAACAAAAGUUUGAAGGAUCUGGAUUGAGGUUUUUGUACAUUUGAUUAGGCAUUAAUAUGCUUAUGCCAAUUGAAUGCAAUUAUUUGUUUGAAAGUCAAUGUUAAGUAUUAUUUUCGAUUAAUGUAACGAGUAAACAUAUAAAAUUGUCCCCAAAUAAUUAUUUAUUUGGUAUGUAUGUUGAUUUGAUUUCAGUUCAUUGCUUUUCUUUCAAUCUGAUACUUGAAUUUGGGGUGCAA
Molecule: messenger RNA, 777 nt
Organism: Capsicum annuum
Lineage: Eukaryota; Viridiplantae; Streptophyta; Magnoliopsida; Solanales; Solanaceae
Product: cytosolic sulfotransferase 9
Exons: 2
Coding region: 19-585 (188 amino acids)
Biological process (GO): sulfation
Cellular component (GO): cytoplasm
Molecular function (GO): sulfotransferase activity
Source: RefSeq, a predicted model, not a curated record